Sesamum indicum (sesame) is the source of this 762-nucleotide messenger RNA. The record is from RefSeq and is a predicted model, not a curated record. Lineage: Eukaryota; Viridiplantae; Streptophyta; Magnoliopsida; Lamiales; Pedaliaceae.
AUGGUGAUGAACUUAUACGGGCAGCCAGGCCCGAUUAUGGCCAAAUUGUUCGCGACUACAUUGACUGGGAAAGCACAAGAAUGGUUCACCAACUUGCCUCGGGGAAGCAUUGAUUCACAUGAACAAAUGAUCCAGAAAUUCUCCUUCCACUUUGCGAGCCGGAGGAAACAAAAGAGAUCUGCCACCCACUUAUUUACUAUACGACAAAGAGAGGACGAGACAUUGAAGAGUUUCGUAGGGAGAUUCAACAACGAAAUGAUAGAGAUCCAGGAUCUGCGCAUAGAUAUGAUGGUCAGUAUCUUGAUUCAUGAUUUGAAGAAAGGUCCGUUCGCAUCUGCACUUGCACGCGACCCGCCAGGAGAUGCUGAGCAGCUUAUGGCUCUAGCCCAGAAAUAUAUAGAUGAGGAGGAGAUGAAUGCGAUGAAGGAUUACGAGCGGAAGGAGCGUGAGCAGAUGUACAGGAGAUCGAACGAGGCGAGAGAGGCCGGGGGAAGUAGGCAAAAGCAGGAAAAGCAAAGGGAACCCAAGUACAUUCCCAAAUACCACAACUACACCCCGCUGCCAAUGUCACGGGAAAAGGUGUUGAUGAUGGUCGAGAAUGCGGAUGUCCUCAAAUGGCCGAGGCACACCAGGGGUACUUCAGAGACCGAGUCCCUCACAAUUGCAAAGCGGGCAGGGAAGAGCCAGGAGAAGCAGGUCGAGAAGUCGAGACCGGAACCCGGGGCCCUCGAAGUCGACACAGGCCCCCACCGCCGGAAAUAA